UAUGGAAGAAGAUCAAGAAAAGUAUUUGGAAGAUGCUCGUAAAGUUGUCAAAGAAUAAGCCUAUUUCAUGAGAGCAUCUUUGGAAAAGGCUUAAUUAAAAGAUGCAUUGAGAUAUUCUUCGGCAAUGUUGAGUGAAUUGAAAACAUCUCUUCUUAGUCCAAGAAAUUAUUACAUCUUGUUUAUGUAGGUCUUUGAUGAGAUGCGUAUAUUGGAGAAUUACUUCAAAGAAGAAUAUAGAAGAGGAAGAAAAAUGCCAGACUUAUAUGAAUCUGUUUAACAUGCCACAUACGUCAUUCCACGUUUAUAUUUACUAAUCACUGUCGGAUCUGUGUUUAUAUAAACUCAUGAAAUUGGAGCCAAAGUGAUUCUCCUUGACUUAUUGGAGUGUAUUAAAGUAAUUAAAAGCAUUAUACUAGGCUAUUCAACAUCCAUUGAGAGGAUUGUUUAUUAGAUAUUAUUUCUUGAAAUUAUGCAAAGACAGACUUCCAGACACAGGCUCUGAAUAUGAAGGUACAGGAGGAAAUAUUGAUGAUGCUAUUGAAAUCAUUAUAAGAAACUUAUCAGAGAUGAAUAAAUUAUGGAUUAGAAUGUAGGGUUCAAAAGACAAAUCAAAGAGAGAAAGAGAAAGAUUAGAUCUCAAAGUAACAAUAGGAGAGAAUGUUACUAGAUUAAGCAAUUUAGAAGGUGUUUCAUUAGAUACUUAUAAAACAAAGGUCUUACCAAAAAUUAUUGAUAUUAUCACAAGUAGUAAAGAUGCUAUAUCCUAAACAUAUUUAAUGGAUUGCACAAUAUAAGCAUUUCCAGAUGAAUACCAUUUGCAAACACUUUAAGAAUUAUUGAAGGUUUGUACAACUCAAUUAGAACCAACAGUUGAUAUAAAAAAUAUAUUCAUUAAUCUAAUGGGUAGAUUAGCUGAUUUUGCAUUAAAUAAUGAUAUGGGUACAUUCAAUUCAGAAGUAGAUAUAUAUAGUAUGUUUAAAUAAAAUAUUGAUAAAGUAACAAAUAUAAUAAUAUUUUAGAUGUUAGAUUCUAAUAGUCAAAUUGAAUUUAAAAAUCUAUUAGAUUUAUAAGUUGCUUUCCUUAAUUUUACAUUAAGAUGUUAUCCAUCAAAUUCAGAAUAUGUUAAUGAUAUACUUAAAUCUUGUUGUAGAUUAUGUGAAAGAUAAAAUGAAACUGAUUUUACAGAAGAAUGUUAAAAAAAUAUUGUUAAGUUUCUUGCUAUGCCUUUGGAUACCAUGAGUUUAUCCAUUCUUACAAUGAAUGAAUAUCCAAAUCUUAUGAAACAUCUUCCAUUCUAAAAAAGAAGAUAAGUAGCUAUUAAGAUUUGUUAAGCUGUUAUAAAUUUGAAUUAAGUAAUUGAAGAUUUAAAAAUCACUGAAGAAUUACUCAAAUUCAUUUAACCACUUUUAAUUACAUAAAAUGAUUAUGUUGAAAUUCCAGAAAAUGAAUUUGAAGAAGAAUAAUAAUUAGUGGCUAGAACUGUUCAUUUAGUCUAAAAUGCAGAUUUAGCUAUUCAUAAUACUAUCUUAUAAUAAUUUAUAGCUAGAUUCCAAUAAGGAGAAAUCAACAGAUAAAAAUAUACUUAUCCUGCAGCUAUUUUUGCAUUGUUUAGAUUAUUAUAAUUGAUAGCCGCAUAAGGAGGACCAUAAACAUGUAAAAUAUGUUUAAAUUAUUCAUUUUAGAAGAAACAUCAUAUAAAGUGUUAUUUGAAUAAAUAAGAGGAUUGAUAGAUGUAUUAUAAGCAAAUUUUCCUGAAUUAGCCUUGAAACUUAACUUAAACUUUUUAUUAUGCAUCAAUAUUGUAGAUUAGGCAUAAGAAUUUGAUGAAUUCUCAUAUGAUAUAGGAACAUAAGUUAUCACUAUAUUUUAAGAUGAAAUUGGAGAUUCUAAUGUGAAAGUGGUAUUAUUGAAUUAAAUUAUGUCUACUUUUGCUAAAUUAAAUUGUAUUAGUGGUGAAAACUUUGAUACUCUUGCUGGAAAUGCUACAUAAUAAGCUGCUAAACUAUUAAAGAAGAAUGAAUAAGCAAUUGGUGUUAUUAAUGCUGCUCAUAUGUUUUAUAAUGAAAAUAUUAAAAAUGCUUAAAGAGUUUAAGAAUGUUUUAAGAAAGCAAUCAAAAUAGCAAAUCAAAGUAUAGCCAAUAAUCCAAAGUUUGUAUAUGUUUUUAUUUAAAUUUUGAAUAAAUAUUUCUAUUUCUUUGAAUAAGUUGAGGUAUUGAUUAUAUUUAAAUAAAUUUAGUUUAAAGAAGCAGAAAUCUAAGAAGUUAUCAAAAUUAUUAAUGAAAAACUACCAAAAGCAUUAUAAGACAAUGAUGAAUAAUCCAAGAAGAUUAAAAUCUUAUGGACUGCUACAUAAGAACUUGUCAGAGAAAGAAAAAGAAGAUAAAUUUAAGCCUAUCAAUAGAUAAACAUUUGAGU
Molecule: messenger RNA, 2415 nt
Organism: Paramecium pentaurelia
Lineage: Eukaryota; Ciliophora; Oligohymenophorea; Peniculida; Parameciidae
Source: the annotation of a GenBank genome assembly